GAAAUCUAUAAUGAAUGCAAGUUAAUUAUUAAAAGGAAAAUAACAACAUUGGCUAUAGACAGUUGAAUGUGAUACCGCUGGGAGCAGGCCAGAUAAUUUGUACGUUUUUAUUUUAUAAAGGUAAAUAAAAGAAUGGGAGGAUUAUAAAGUUCCUAGAUAUACAUGUAGAAUCCAGGUGCUACAUGAAUUACAUAGAUUUAAAAAGCAGUUGUAAUAACCAAUGUGAAUGAACAAGGGAGGUAAUCCACCUGUAUUAUCACCAUGGCAGGUUGGACAAGUUUGUCGGGAUAUCUUCAUUACAAACCUGGCGGAAGUACUACCACAUUUACAUUGGGUCGUUUAAAGGCCAAGAAAAAGAUGUGGUUUACUUUAGAAGAAAGUCAAUGUCAGUUACUUUAUUUUAAAACAGAAGACGAUGCAGGUCGUAAACAGCCCCAAGGAUUAAUUAAUCUCAAGGGGGCAGCCAUUACACUCGACCUAGAUAAUCAAAACCAAUUCAUCAUCAUUGUUGAUGGUAAAGACCAUUUUUUAACAGCAGAAAAUCAUGAAUCUAUGAUGAUAUGGCUAAUGGCUCUACAGGCCAAAAGAGACCAUUUUUCAAAAAGAACGACCGAAUCUGAAGAUACAACGUUAGAAGCAGAUGAUAUGGAUCAAAGAAUUAGAAAGAAAAGCCUUGUUUAUAGUUCAUCUGACUUGUCUCACUCCCCACAAGUGAUGCGUAGUCACAGAACUUUGUGCGCUACAAAAUCGUUACAUUCUAAUGUUGGUAAACCAUUACCCCAAGCGUUGACAGGAGGAGAUGAACCAGAAGAAUCAGAUUGGAGACGAUACCAACUCAAUAAAAUUGGUGAAUCAAUCGACACAUCAUUAGCAACAAAAAUAAAAAAAGAAGUUGCACCAAAAAAUUCCAGUCAGCCUUACAAUCGUCAGCUUUCUGUCAGCGUGGAACAUGCGUCUGGCAUGCAACUCUACCUCCAAAACAAGAGAACACAAGUGAAUGCUUGUAGUAAUUCGAGUAGUGGAAGUACGGGAGAUAGCGACGAAGUGUUUGGAGAAGAAAGUCAGCACAAUGUCCCCAAGGAGGAGAGCUGGAGAACAAAAAUUCUACGUAAAUUGAACUUGGAAGAUGAUCGAGAAAAAGACAAACAUAAUGAAGAAUCUUCAAUCCACAGACGAAGUUCAUUAUCCGUCUCGUUGUCUAGUGAUUCAGCCAUAGACAAAGGGGAGGCAACUUCUCCAGAACAAAACGGACGUGUGCUCGACCUGGAGAAAGAAUUAAUUGCUACAAAAUGUGAAUUAGCGCGAGUGAUGAACAAACAGACGUGUUUUAAUGAGAUCUUGAAACAGAAGGAUGAGAUUAUCAGUGACCUUGACGACAAACUCAGUAAAGUCAGUCCCAAUGAUCAACCUUAUGACAGUAAAAAACGUGUCAAAGCUGUGGCUUCCUCAGAACUUCAUGAAAGAGUACGGGUACUACAAAACCAAAAUCGGUUUUUAAAUGAAGAAGUUCGCAGAUUGGCCAAAUUACGUGGUACUGAUGCCAACAGAUUUACGGAUCAAGAUCUACAUUUAUCAUCAUUAGAAGGAGAGAUAGAGAAAUGGAAAUAUGAUUAUGUUUCUCUGAUACAGUCUAGUAUUCGCUUCUCUGGUACAGAUAGCAUGGACGAUGCUGAAUUAAUUCUAUUUGGUGGUGAUAGGCAUAAAAAGCGUGUUUUAAGUUUAUUAGAUGAAGCCAGAAAAUUAAAUCCAAGUUUACCCACGUAUGAAAGACUUGCAAAUAAAGAAGUACAUGUUGAUGCCUAUGGUUUUAAACAUAGUUUUGAGGAUAAUGGUCUCUUAUUACAUUAUUUAUGUCAAGAAUUGAGUCAACAUUUUAUCACACAAGCUGGUUCAUAUGAAGAACAUCAGAAAAAAUGGAUGUUGUACCUUAGACAAAACAGUAAAUCAGUUUUUAAAGAUCGAGGAGUAUUAAAACAGUUAGUGAGGGGUGGAAUACCAGAUCAGUACAGAAAACAAGUAUGGCGUCAGUUAGUCCACAGUCGGGUUCAAGAUGUUAUCACAGAGAAAGGUCCUCAUUAUUACAGAAAUUUAUGCAACAUGGUUCCUGAUUCACCUUUAGCAGCUAGAUACAGAAAACAGAUAUCUUUAGAUCUGAUGAGAACUAUGCCAAGUAAUGUUAAAUUUGCUACAGCAGGUUCUAGAGGGAUAAUGGAUUUACAAGAUGUGUUACUAGCUUUCUGUAUUCACAGUCCUGAUAUUGGUUACUGUCAGGGGAUGAACUUUAUAGUUGGAAUGGCUUUAUUAUUUAUGGAUGCCCAAGAUGCUUUUUGGACCUUGGUAGCUACGACAGAAAGAUAUUUUUCCAGCAAUUAUUUUGAUCAUAAUCUAGUUGGAGCUCAAGCGGAUCAACAAGUGCUCAAAGAUAUCGUUUUUGAAAAACUCUCUGUUACUGCCAAACAUCUAGAUGCCAUAGAUAUAGAAAUAUCAACGGUCACACUCAACUGGUUCCUGGCGAUUUAUUUUGAUGCCGUUCCGUUUAUGACAUUACUGAGAAUAUGGGAUUGCUUCUUACUUGAAGGUCCAAAGGUUUUGUUUCGAUUUUGUCUGGCCAUUUUGAAGAUGAACGAAAGAGAGAUUCUGAUGAAGAACGACACAAUUAGUGUGAUGCGACAUUUGAAAUCCUGUGCUAAAAUGACUUAUGAUGUUGAAGGCUUAGUAAAGAUAGCGUUUGAAGAUCUGAAACCCUUCCCACAUCGUCAGGCCAUUAAAAGUAAACAGGCGUUUUAUCUGACUUCAUUAAAAGAGAAAUACAAACGAAGGGAAUUACAGAAAAUGGCCUUUGCUGAACGAGAGCAUAUGUUUAUGGCACUGGAAGCUGAAGCUGGAAGUUUCCUGUCUUUUGAAUGCUGCACCACAAGUCCUUCAGGUGAGAUUUGGUUGUGUUACGGAGAACAGAAUCAGUCACAUGUGUGUCGUGUUAAUUGUUAUGAGGGGGUCAUGCUAGAUAUAUCCUUGGAGUUUGAUUCGAAGAUGAUGUCCAUGUUGGCUUUACCUAACAACAUUGUCUUCUAUGGCUCUCUGUCAUGGCUGCUUUAUUCCUAUGAUAUGCAGCAAAAAAAAGAAAGAUGGCAUAUUAGACUCCAUGAUGCCGUUCUCUCAGUUUGUUCAUAUUCUGAAGAUGAUCAUCAGUUUAGAAUAUUUGCAGGAUUAGCAGACGGUACAGUUGCCAUUAUUGAGAAUGGAGAGAGUGCUAUAGCUCCUAUAGAUGUUAUGUAUAUACCUGUUGGUCAAUCACCUGUUACCUGUGUUAUGGUAAUAGGUAAACAACUAUGGUGUGCCUGUGGUAAUACUGUACAUGUUAUACAUGCUGGUACUCUGGAUGCCAUGGAUAAUUUCACUGUUUCGAGUAAUCCUUAUGACCAUAUUUUGUCACUGGAGCCAAGUAUGACUGGCGUGUUUAUCUCAGUUCGUGGCUCCUCCAUCUUAGAAUUAUGGGAUCCUCAAACUCUUAGCUGUAAGAUGCUGUAUGACACUAGAUCUUGUCGAUACCCAAAUCUGAGAAAGGAAGACGAUGCCUACUUCAAUAGAGCUCGAAUCACUUCCAUAAUGUCAUACGAGAACACAGUUUGGGUCGGAACAGGAGAGGGAAAUUUGAUGAUCUACGACGUGAUAGAAACGGGAGCAUGUAAAACACCAUCAGAACAGUCGUUUACAGGAAGCUUGGCGGAAAACCUUUGUCUGGUUACUGACGAAAAUGAUCCGAUUCGAAAAGUGGAGGAGAAAGUUCGGGAUAUGUAUUAUCGGAAACUAAAUGAAGGUAUCAGUCUGUCUCCCGUUAAACAGGACAGUCAGGUGGCCACGACUCCAUCAUCCCCAAUUAAUAUAACAGGGAAAGCGUCGGACAACAUGGUGGCCAUGUCAGUUGGAAGUACGAUCUUUGUUGGCAAUGUCGAAGAAUCAAUUUCUGUAAAGAAUAAAUUUCUGUCCUCCACACCUUUGAAUUCUCCAGAUAAGAGACUGAAAGACAGAGGAAAUGUUACCAAGGAAACAGAAUCAGAAUUUCACUCGUCUCAGGGUAGUUUCUGGUUUGAUAGUUGUGGUGAUAGCUUUUCUCAUCAUUGUCAACAUGGCGGGAAUUCAAAUGAAGAUGGAGACACCACUAAAGGCAGACGCAAGCUUUUUGAUGAUUCACAUUCAAGUGAAUUGUGUAAUGGUCAUUUGAUGGAAGAAUCCGAGGGUAGCACUGGUACUGUUAACGAUGACACAGAUGAUUCAAAAACAACCAAAGAUGUCUUUCCAGAUGGACACAUUCCAAGUAAGAACGAUCUUCUUUCACGAUACGUCCUGGCUCAGAGUAGAAGCGUUCAUCAGAAAAUGAAAGAAAAGAAAAAGGGAGACAACCUGAUCACAGAAUCAACAGAAGUUAUCAGCAGUGGUGAACACAAGUCUCACAGUUUUGACGUCGUAGAAAUGCCAGAAAGUGCUAAUUCAAGUUUGGUUGUGAUUGACUCAGAACAUUCCGGAGAAGCAGUUGAAAAAGAAAAUAAUGAAAAAUCUAGAACGGGAAAAUUAGACAAUGAAAGCAUCGUUAAUGCUAUUAAUGAAGCUAAUAAGACAGAUAUAACGGACACGGAACUGUCAACAGGUGUGACAUCUGGCUUUGCCGGUGACUCAGGUCACGUCAGUGAUAUCAGCGACAGUGUGGCAACUACAAAUAACUCUCCUAAAUCUAACAGUGCUAAUAAAGACACUUACAGUGUUUCCAAUCAGUUGAACAACAAGUGUGUCAAGUGCACGGACAAUAGUUUAACUUUGAGAUCGGACAUAAUUUGUACAUGCAAUAAAACGAGGUCAAACGGACGCGUGGACAAUUUUAUUUCAUUACAGAAAACUGUGCAAGACUUGGAUUGUGUGACAUGCAAAUCUCAGUCAUGUGACUGUUACAAAAAUAAAUCAGACAAUAAUAAAAGAUGUGCUAAUUGUGAAAAUUGUAAAAAUGGUAAUAUUUGCAGUAAUUUUAAUUCCACUGGAACAUCGUCUUGUGGAACCUCGCGUAAUACUUCUGUAAAUAAACUCAGCACGCACUCAGAAGACUCACACGUUCCCCAAAGUACAGAUUCGGAAGUGGAUCAGGAUGAGGUUUUUACUGAUGCUAAGGAGAGUCCAUUUCAUUCACGAUCUACACUAGCUGUGAGUGAACAGGAUGAAGAAGCAACCACACCAACCAGGCAGAUCACAAUGGCUGAUAGUUUCCUUGGCAACCAGGAUUCAGAAAGUGAAAGUAGUGUGUAUAGUUUGAAGAGUGCUAGGGAACAACUCACACCCAACAGAAGCAGUUCAUCAUCUCUUUUGAGUGAUCGUUCAAGACUUGAAUCUUCCUCCACCGUGCCAGAAAAGUUCCAACCCAAAAAUCGAGAAGCUCAAUACCGAAUUGACUUCACCAACAUUCAAGUGGAUACAGAUGUUGAAAGUAACGUCUCUUUCUCGCUUCAUGGAUCUUUGAGCUCGGAAGCAGAUUACAAACAGGUAGAGGAAUUCUUGCACCACAAGAACGGCCUGUCAGGAAUCGAUCCUGCAAGUUUAAUUUUCCCAGCAGACUUCGAUAUUUCAUCUUUAGACAACACAGAGGACAAACUAAUGCAGCUUUACAACAACAAUGGCUGCUUCGGAACACCAAAGAGUAAUCAGACGUGGUCAAGUUAUGAUGAAAUCUCCACCCCGUCGAGAGUGGAUGUAGAUUCGGUUAGUGCCAAGAGUGCGCGUCCCAAUAUGUUACGAGUAAACUCCAUUCAGAGUAACAUCAGUGCUGCCACUAGCAUCAUCUCUGCUACUACCAUGUCAGAAUCUCUCUACUCUGCCGACCUUUGUCUCCAGGCUAAAGUCAAGAUUUCAGAUAAACCAGUCAAAUGCUUGCUCAAAGACACGUCUCAAGCUGAUCCCAUUAUGCUGAGCAUGUCUGGUUCCUAUGGCGACGAUGAAGCUGUUUUAAAAUGGAGGAAAGAAGCAAAUGAGAUGAUGUGGACGAAUGAACCUAUUUUAGAAAUUUGCCCUCAUACAAAAAUCGCCAAGAUGCCUAACUACAUGAGACGAUUAUCGUUGAUGUCAUCUCCUGGAAGUAGUGACAGUUCCGUUAUCAGUAUGAAGAGAUUGAACAUGAGCCAAUAAAAUUGGCUGCUACGAUUUUACGUCUGCGCAGAAGACAUUGGAACAUUAAUUACGUCAACAGAUCGGCAGGGGGGAAAUGAUGCAGCAUCCAGAAGAUGGGUUAAGAUACAUAAAAUUGUAUGUACUUGUAUGCAUGGAAAUGAAAAGCAGAUUUGAUGUGCAGUGCUGAGAGAUAAUUCAUUAAUGGAGAAAGAACAUUUUAAACUUCUUUGUGAUAGUUUCAACUUCUUUGGGAUAAUUUCAAACUGCUGAUAGUCCACUUGUAGAUCUUAUAGUUCAAAUAUCUGAGAAUAUUUUAAACUUCUUUGAGAUAAUUUCAAACUGCUGAUGGUCCUUUUGUAGAUCUUAUAAUAACUGGUAAUAAAUGGUCUUCCACAUAAACUCAGGAUUAUUAAAUGCAAUUUUUAAGGGUUUUGUAGUCGCAGAAUAUUGUUCAGGUGACUUGUCUUAAAAUUCUAAGAAUAUUACAAUAUUUUGGUGACUUGUCUUGAAAUUCACUUAGUUUCUGUUUGGUGGUUUGCCUUUAAAAAAUAAACUCCUGAUAUCGUACCUUAACAAAAAUAAUUAAAAUGGGUUUAUUUUUUACAUUAAAUAUUUUGAAAAAUGCACCGAAAUCAAUGGAACGAAGAGAAGUGUAGCUCAAAUUUAAUUUAAAUUUUGUUUUCCGCCAACCCUUUUAACCCUGUUAAAUGGGAUAAUUUGUUUGCUUAAGAAAUAUGAUGAUAGCUUGUGAAAAAUAUAAAUGGACAUUGGAUGUUUUAAUUUCUAUUUUUAUGUUUCUGGAAGAGAUACACAAUAUACUUAAGUCUCAAUAAACGAUUUUGCAUUAUUUUUCUCUCUCUCCCCAAACAUUUUGAAAAAACAAUAUUCCUUUCACAAAGUACUGUUUGCAUGAAUACUGAUUGAAUUAUAUCUAAAGCUAUAUUCCCUCUGAAAAUUCUAUUUUAUUACAUAUCUGAAUACCAAAGCCAUUUAUACUAUAUUACAUUUUAACUCUGUAACUUUACCAUGAUAUUUUUUUGUUGUUAUAUAAUAGCCCAUAUUUGAACCCUUUUAUAAAUAAAUAUUUUGCGUUAUUUAUAUUUUGUGCACCUUCUCUCAUUCCAGUUGAUUUCUUCAUUUUUCGUUAAACCUUUAUCGAGGAAAUCCAAUAGGAUCCAGAGAGAUACUGCACAUUGAAUAAUAAAAAAUGUGUAAAUAGCUAUUUAAAAUUACAGCAACUCCUCCUUAGUCUCAUUUCGGCAAUUUUGAUUAAAAUAAAUUAUUGAAACAUUGAGAAUACGGCAAUUUUGAUUAAAAUAAAUUAUUGAAACAUUGAGAAUACGAUUUAAAUUUAAAGUAAUAACCAUUUCAAAAAUUAUUGAUAAUCAUAACGAUAUCCUUAAUCAUCAGGGGUCUCGUUUUAUUCAUAUUUGCCAGUUUUGACUGACUUACUGUCAAAUUGACUGACUAGUGAAAUUACCUUCCAGUCAAUUUGAAUACCUUAAAAUUAAAAUUCUAAAUAAUGUAAGCUUAAAACACGACAAUACAGUUAAAUGUAUAGUUUUAAUUUUGUAAAAACACUUCAAAAAUAGAAAUAUUUAUGUAAAAUUGGGAUUAUGCUAAAAAAAAAUGUCGCAUUCUUUGGAAAAAAUAUCCGAUAUCAAGAAUCUAUGUCAAAAAUUGACCAACUGGCAACAUUUUGAAAUGAAAGCUUUGUAAUAAAUUUCACAGAAUCUUUCUGUCUAUACUUAAUACUUUAUUUCACUCUCGUUCUUCAUUGUGUUCUGUGAAUUUGUCAUAUUUUUUUGUUUGUCAAUUUUCCAUAUAUUCUCUUUAAUAGAUUUAUGUGUUCGACAUAAUUGUAAAUGGGUAUUUGUAGUCGAUUUUUUUUUUUUUUUGUUAAAAUAAUUUUUGGAUUUUUAUAAUUUUUUAUUAAUAUUAUAAGCUUUAUUAUUUAUCCUGACGAUUUACUAUAAUUUUUGUUGUUAUAUAAUUAAAUGGAACCGUGAUUUGUUUGCUGUUCUUUAUUUCAUGACUUAGACUUUUGUCUAGAAUUCAAAUCAUAAUAUAUUUUUCCAAAGAUCUUGUCUGCUUAGUAGUAUGGAAUUGAUUCCAGCUUAAUGAGUUAUGAUUGGGAAGUUGUGUCGUAUAUGGUUUUUGCGGACACUUCAUCAUGAAUGAUUUGGUUUAUAGACAUAGAAUGAUUCGAUUUUGUGAUGUUUCUUCACAAAUUGUUCCCCCCUCUAGAAGGCCACACUGUGCAAUGCAUAAUAAAUAAGUAAAAUGUAGUCUACAAAGUGAUGGAAAAUAAUGGCAGAAUUUGAAUGUGUAUAAUUUAUUUUAUGCAAUAUUGAAUAUGAUAUUUAUGUGUAUAUAUUCUGUAUAUUUAUGAAUAAUAUUAACUAUUUAUUGUAUAUUAAAUGACCUUUGACCCCGAAACCAAAUAAAAGGUCAAAGUUGAAAGGUCUAUGAUUAUGAAAUAUGUAAAUAAAAUGACCUUUGACUGUGAAACCAAAUGAAUGGUUGAAGUUGAAUAUGUAAAUAAAAUGUAAAAAAGCUUUCAUAUUUCUUGAUGAAUAUUUUAAUAUGUACAAAGAAUGAAUAUAAAUUUGUACUUUUUACAAGCUUGUCUCGAUGUUAAGCCAAAUGGGGCUGUCUAUAUCUUGUCUUAACCUAAAGGGAUCUGUUACUAUUUUGUAAUCUCUAUAUUUUUGUAACUUUUUGUACAUAUUUCUUAUUGUUGAAACAUGCAUAUCGUAUAAACAGGGAAAAGGUUACAUAAUAAUAUAAGAACUGCUGCGGAAUAUAGUUACGCAAUUUUAAUAUUUUGAUAUGAAGAGAUAUUGUUUAUCAAUCAGUUUUAUUUAUAAUGAUAUAUAGAUUGAUUCAUGUACAUAUAUAGAGAUAUAUAUAUAUUUUAGUUUGUCUCAUGUAUUUUAUAAUAAUAUGUUUUUGCCGAAAUUACAAAUUGCUUUGAAUGGGUUUUAUGUUGAGAAAUAUGACCAAAAUGUGUCAAUGUUUUUGUGCAUAGUAUUAACCAAAUAGAACAUUUUGAUGGAUAUUUCUUCCCAUACCUUUAAGCAUUUGUUUUAAAUGGGUUUUAUGGAGAGAAAUAUAGCAAAAAAAUGUUUCAAUGAUUUCUUACAUGGUAUUAACCAAGUUGAACAUUUUGGUGGAUAUUUCUUCCCAUACAACUACCUCUAAGCAAUUGUUUUUCGAUAAAAAUGUUUUGUUAUAUAAGUAAGUUGUAUCUGUGAUAAUGUGAUACAGGUGAGGUCAAAGUUCCGAUAGCCUCUUAUUUUAAUGUGUCUGUUCUUGGAAUCAGACACAAUGUCAUCUUUCUUGUUAACAGUCGGUUCCAGAAUAUUUUGUCAGAUUUUAAAAUUUGGAUCCAUGUGUUCAAUCAAGCCUGCAUUUGUCAGAAGGCAGGAUAGACAUAUUUGUCUCGUUCAGGCCGUUUCUCUUUUGCGUUUUGUCAAAUGUUAAAAAAAUUGAAAUGACUCAGACAAAUAAUUUCAUAAUGAGCACUUGUCUGAAAUUGAAUUAAAAAAAUGUCGACUGGAUAAAAAAGAAUGAGGUGAACGGCUGGAUAAUAAAGACGGAUGGCAUAAUGUUGAGUUUUUAUUUAAAUAUUUUGUAUAGUUUAUUUGUAUAUUUUCAUUUUUGUACAUAGUGCAAGCGACAAGCAACUAGUGAGUGAGAGUUGGCUGUAAAUAAAGCAAGCGUUUUAGUGAUAAUAUUAUACUGUUGAUGAUAAUGCGAUGGUCUAUUAUUAUUAUUGUUAAUAUUUUAUAUAUAUUAUAUAUAGUACAUAUUCUAGUCAGUGCUUUUUGUAGGGAAGAUCUUGUUUUCUUCCUCUCUAAUCAAUAAACAUAACAAAAUAA
Messenger RNA from Patella vulgata (common limpet), 10031 nucleotides. RefSeq lists its product as uncharacterized. The coding region runs from base 262 to 6165 and encodes 1967 amino acids. The record is from RefSeq and is a predicted model, not a curated record. NCBI's taxonomy places the organism in Eukaryota, Metazoa, Mollusca, Gastropoda, Patellidae. The transcript is spliced from 29 exons.